Molecule: messenger RNA, 2107 nt
Organism: Apus apus (common swift)
Lineage: Eukaryota; Metazoa; Chordata; Aves; Apodiformes; Apodidae
Product: ubiquinol-cytochrome-c reductase complex assembly factor 1
Exons: 10
Coding region: 29-934 (301 amino acids)
Biological process (GO): mitochondrial respiratory chain complex III assembly
Cellular component (GO): mitochondrion
Source: RefSeq, a predicted model, not a curated record
GCCCCGCCGGAAGCGGCGCCCGGGACCGAUGGCGGCGCUGGCGCGAGCCGCGAUCUGCCAGGCUGGAGUGCCUCAGUGGAUAGCAGCAUGCACUGGAUUGCCACAGACAACCACAGUCCAAGGCCAGUGUAGAUGGAUGCUCGGUGGCAUUUUCCAGAGACACAAGGCUGGCCAGUUCCAACUGUCUAAAUCCUGUGGAUUGACUCAAGCCAAUGGAGCCAUUACACAACAAAACAGAUGGUUUUAUAAUACAAACAAGCAUCUUUCUGCAAAAGAUUCCCUGCAGUCCUCUGAAGAGAAAGUGGGUGCUUUCACAAGGAUAAUAGAAGCAAUGGGUUUCACAGGACCACUGAAGUAUAGCAAAUGGAAGGUGAAGGUGGCGGCGCUGCGCAUGUACACGUGCUGCGUGGAGAAAACUGACUACGAGGAAUUUUUUAACAGGUGCCAAAUGCCUGAUACUUUGAAUUCAUGGUUUCUAGUAGCCCAGCUUCAUGUCUGGAUGUGCCUGGUACGAAUGAAGCAGGAGGGGCGCACAGGGAAGUACAUGUGUCGCUACAUCGUUCACUGCAUGUGGGAGGACGUGGAGCAGCGCGGGAAGGUGAUGGGGAUUAAUUCUGUUGUCCUAAAGGAAGACAUGAGAACCAUGGUAGAAAACUUUUAUGCAGCUCUGUUUGGAUAUGAUGAGGGAAUCUUGUCUGAUGAUCACGUUCUGGCAGCAGCUCUUUGGAGAAACCUUUUUAACAGGAACUGUGAGGACCCUCGGCACCUGGAGUUACUCGUAGAAUACGUGCGCAAGCAGGUGCAGCACCUGGACACGCUGAGCGGGGAGGAGCUGCUGCUGACGGGCGAGGUGAGCUGGCGGCCGCUGGUGGAGGCCGACGCCCGCAGCAUCCUCAGGCCGCCCGCCCCGGUCUACAAUGACGAAGGACUCUGAGCCUGCUGGCACCUUGGCUCUUCUAUCAGCUUGCCAGAUCAGCUUGGGAAGCAUGCCUGGAAUGGAACUGGGCUGAGGCCAAGGGGUCAGGGAGGAAAAUCUGCUGGUGGAGAGGAAAGAUUUAAUUAGGUGUCCUAUCAGUGGUGACUCAGGAGCAGAUCGGACAGCCACGCUCUUCUGAAGAGUCACCCACAAAUAAAUGCUGCUUGGUUUGAGAACCUCUGUCCUUUUUCAGGCACUGAGUGGUCCUUGCUGACAAAUGGAAAGCCCUGCCUUCUGUCUUUAGGAAACCAGGUAUUUUACCGUGACUUAGAAUUCUCUCAAGAAGAUGUUUCUGUCCUUUGCCUCGUUUGAAGAGCUGCUACAUAGAGACACAGCCGUGUCCUCUGCUCCCUGAGUGGUUGUGAAUGCAAAUGUGAGCUUUGCAUAUUAGAUUUAAUGUAUUUUCAAAGCCUGAUCUGAAAAUGGAACGGUCCGUUUUUGCUUUAGUGGAGUCAAGCAUUGCUUUAACAGAUUCUGAAGGGUUUUCUGUGAAAAUCCGUUUUAGGAACUCUGCUCUGUUGCACAAGGAUGGGAGGAUGCAAAGAAUCAUGUGCAGUCCCCAGUAAUCAAUCCUCUGUGACUGUCACCAUCGUCAUGAGAACAAAGCCCCAAACAUAGCUGGGCUGUCACCAGAAGCUGCCUCCCAGUGCUCCGUGUUUCCAUCUGCCUUGCUGAUCCUUCUGUGUUCCUUCUAGAGUUGUGGUCUAAGAAUUUCUUUAUGAAAAGAAGAUCCCAGUUUCUGUCUGUGGCUCUUAGGGAGACAGGACUGUGCUGUCCCCCACCCCCAGAGCAGUGGUCCAGGGCUUUGUGACAAGCCCUGUCAACCCCAGGGAAAACUGUGUCUGGCUGCGCAGGCAGGUUAUGCCAACACAGUAAUUAUGGGAGCAGGAGCUCUGCUGAUGAGAUCAGCAGGGGCUGAGGUGUGCUGUGUGGGUGGAUGGUUCACCAGGCUAUUCCCAGGUCAGUAACAAAAACAGUUUUCAUUUCUCUCCUGUCUAAAAUCCUAGUCAAUAAAUCCAUGUCAGUCGGGGUCAGCCGGGUGUGUAUGUUCUGUGCCGUGUGCGCUUUUGAUAAGAUCAAGCCUUGUCAUAUCAGGAUUUAUUCCUAAUAAAACCAUUGCACAAAAGUCAA